AUGGGCGCCGCCAUCUCGCACAUCCGCGACGGCGUGUCGCUGGCCGCCGCGAGCCUGCACACGCUGUCGUCGCUGCACGCCAGCUACCAGCAACUGCUGCGCCGCGCGUCGCGCCCGCCGGGGCUGCCGGUUGCGUCCCCGACGGCAUCGUACUGGCUCGACGACCCGCCCUUUGCCGGGCUGCCGGACAUCCAGGGCGCGCUGCCAGCCGAGGCGGACGUGGUCCUUGUCGGCAGCGGCAUCGCGGCGGCGGCGACGGCAAAGGCGCUGCUCGACCUCGACGACCGCGAGCCGCCGCUGUCCGUCGUCGUCAUCGAGGCGAGGCAGCUGUGCGGCGGCGCGACGGGCCGCAACGGCGGACACGUCAAGGUGACGCCGCACCACGAGUUUGCGCGCCUCAGGAAGCGCCUGGGGCCCGAGAGGGCGCGCGUGCUGGUCCGCUUUCAGCUCAUGCACCUGCCUGUCUUGCUCGGGCUCGGCGACGCCCACCCACUCGGCGAGGUUAGGGAGGUGCAGACGUCGGAUCUGUACACCGACAGCAGCGACUUUGAGGGGGCGGCGAGGGAUGUUGAGGCCAUGAGGGAGUGGAUGCCCGAGGUUGAGGUCGAGGUGCUCGAGGGGGACGAAGCUAGGGAAAAGAUCGGAGUCAAUGGCCAGGUCGUGGGAGCCAUUUCGUACAAGGCCGGGGUACUUUGGCCAUACCGUCUCGUCACGUCCGUGUGGAACGGGCUGCUCAAACAGUACCCAAAUCUAGCCAUUCGCACACACACGCCCGUCGAAGCCAUCGUGGUGGACAAAUCGUCGCCGCAUCCCUACCGCCUCCACCACGGGAGCGGCGUCGUCGCAGCCCGCCACGUCGUCCACGCAACCAACGGCUUCGCAGCACACCUGGUCCCCUCGCUGCGCGGCCGCCUUACCGGCGUGCUCGGCCACAUGACGGCCCAGCGACCGGGCGUCGCCUUCCCCGCGUCGCACGGCCGCCGCUCCUGGUCCGUCCUGUACCCGGGCGGCUUCGAGUAUGCGGCGCAGCGCAAGGACCAGGGGCUGGACCAGCUGGGCGUGUGGGACGACGGGCGACUCGAUGCCUUGCCGCUGAUGCACCUCCGCGGCAGCAUGCAGACUGUCUUUGAGCCGCGGUGGGGGGACGGCGGCGGGUUGGUCAAGGCGUGGACGGGCAUCAUGGGCUUCACGGGCGACACGCUGCCGCUGGUGGGCCGCCUUCCCGAGGACGAUGCCCCGCCGGCCGGGCGCGCGCGACGAGGCGAGUCGCGCCCGGGGCAGUGGAUCGCGGCGGGCUUCAACGGCGAGGGCAUGGAGCGGGACCUGGCGCCCGGGGACGGCAGGCCCGGCGGCAGGCUGGCCGAGUGGUUCCCCGUGGCGGAGCUGGCGGUGGACGAGGCGCGGCUGAGGAGGGCCGAGUUGAGGAAUCUGCUGAACGACGUUAUGUGA
Molecule: messenger RNA, 1449 nt
Organism: Hirsutella rhossiliensis
Lineage: Eukaryota; Fungi; Ascomycota; Sordariomycetes; Hypocreales; Ophiocordycipitaceae
Product: putative fad dependent oxidoreductase protein
Exons: 4
Coding region: 1-1449 (482 amino acids)
Cellular component (GO): cytoplasm
Molecular function (GO): oxidoreductase activity
Source: RefSeq, a predicted model, not a curated record